UCACCUUAUCCUCAAAGCCACCUCGGCCUCAACCUCUCGUGCACCUGACAACACUCAAAUUCGGGAACACAACCCUCGAGUAUCCUUUGCAAGAAUACUUUGCGCUUCCAAAAUUGAAGCAUCUGGAAAUAUGGCAGAUACUCUUCGAGCCAUCACAAGAAGACGAGGAUCCAGACAGUGUCGCUUCACAAUCCAAGCAGUCCUUCCUCAAAGAAUUUCCAAAUCUAGAGACAAUCUCUAUCAGGCAGACAACUCUCGAUGGUCAUCUUGUCGAUGUAUUGCAGCGUUGUCCGCGGCUAAAGAACUUGGAGCUGGAGUCACUAGUUGGUUUCAGCCACUCAUUUUCGCCCCAUCGCUGCCUCGUGGCCUUCAUAUCAUCUCCUGACUACAAUCCACGUCUAUAUUUUGCUGUAAAUCAGACAUUCCCUACAGCUCAGAAUAAUGGCCGACAACAUUACGCUACCAUUUCCCCAUCCAAGACACUUUCCAACGCAAGCAGAA
This is a messenger RNA of Acaulospora colombiana, 501 nucleotides long. Lineage: Eukaryota; Fungi; Glomeromycota; Glomeromycetes; Diversisporales; Acaulosporaceae. The record is from the annotation of a GenBank genome assembly.